Cavia porcellus (domestic guinea pig) is the source of this 3506-nucleotide messenger RNA. RefSeq names its product zinc finger protein 689. Lineage: Eukaryota; Metazoa; Chordata; Mammalia; Rodentia; Caviidae. The record is from RefSeq and is a predicted model, not a curated record. The transcript has 3 exons. Gene Ontology annotation, biological process: regulation of DNA-templated transcription. Bases 282 to 1784 code for a protein of 500 amino acids.
GAAGAGGGCGUGAAGCCCAAUCGUAGCGCCAUUACACUUUAGGGCAAAGAGGUUAGGAAGCCGGCAUGGCGCUCUGGUCAAUAAAAUCGAUAGCUGGAAACUGCCUGUGUUUCAGGCAAAGACUGUGCGGUAGCAGCGCCGCCAUUUUCCCCAAAGGCAUCUUCCAGUGCCUUGCAACCAAGUUUGGGAAAGAGUUUUAUGAAUAACAGAGCAAGGUUUCUGUUAGCCCCAAAGGCGGCGGGCUCCCAGCCACACUCGACCCUCCGCAGUCUCGGGGUCCAAUGGCGCCGCCUUCGGUCCCACUCCCCGCUCGGGGACCAGGCCAGACCGGACCCAGCCAGAGAAAGGGAAGGAGGCCGAGGGCCUUGAAGUUCGCAGACGUGGCCGUGUACUUCUCUCUGGAGGAGUGGGGGUGUCUGCGGCCCGCGCAGAGGACCCUGUACCGGAACGUGAUGCGCGAAACCUACGGCCACUUAGGCGCGCUAGGAUGCGCAGGUCCCAAGCCAGCUCUCAUCUCCUGGUUGGAACGAAAUACUGAUGAUUGGGAACCGGCUGCCCUAGAUCCGCAGGAGUACCCAAGAGGGGUAACAGUCCAGAGAAAAACCAGAACCAGAAAGAAAAAUGGAGAGAAGGAAGUCUACCCACCUAAGGAGCCACCCCGAAAGGGGAAGCGUGGGCGGAGACCCAGCAAACCCCGGCUGAUCCCAAGGCAGACAUCUAGUGGCCCCAUCUGCCCUGACUGUGGCUGUACCUUUCCUGAUCAUCCAGCCCUGGAGAGCCACAAAUGUGCCCAGAAUCUGAAAAAGCCUUACCCUUGUCCAGACUGUGGGCGUCGAUUUUCCUACCCAUCCUUGCUAGUCAGUCAUCGGCGGGCACAUUCUGGUGAGUGCCCCUAUGUUUGUGACCAGUGUGGCAAACGCUUCUCCCAGCGCAAGAACCUUUCUCAGCAUCAGGUGAUCCACACAGGGGAAAAGCCCUACCACUGCCCGGACUGUGGUCGCUGUUUCCGUAGGAGCCGGUCCUUGGCCAACCACCGGACCACACACACAGGCGAGAAGCCCCACCAAUGCCCUAGCUGCGGGCGCCGCUUUGCCUACCCCUCCCUGCUGGCCAUCCACCAGCGCACACACACUGGAGAGAAGCCCUACACCUGCCUGGAGUGCAGCCGCCGCUUCCGCCAGCGCACUGCCUUGGUCAUCCACCAACGCAUCCACACAGGUGAGAAGCCCUACCCCUGUCCAGACUGUGAGCGGCGCUUCUCCUCAUCCUCCCGCCUGGUCAGCCACCGGCGUGUGCACUCCGGGGAGCGUCCCUAUGCCUGUGAGCACUGCGAAGCCCGCUUCUCCCAGCGCAGCACGCUGCUCCAGCACCAGCUCCUGCACACUGGAGAGAAGCCCUACCCUUGCCCUGACUGUGGCCGUGCCUUCCGGCGGAGUGGUUCCCUCGCCAUCCAUCGUAGCACACAUACUGAAGAGAAGCUACAUGCUUGUGAGGACUGUGGCCGCCGCUUUGCCUACCCUUCGCUGCUGGCCAGCCACCGUCGUGUGCACUCAGGCGAGAGGCCCUAUGCCUGUGACCUUUGCUCGAAGCGCUUUGCCCAGUGGAGCCACUUGGCUCAGCACCAGCUCCUGCACACUGGGGAGAAGCCGUUUCCCUGCCUGGAGUGUGGCAGAUGCUUCCGCCAGAGGUGGUCUCUGGCAGUCCACAAGUGUAGCACCAAGGGCCAAAACUGUAACCCUAGAUCUACUCCAGGGGGGGCCAACCACAGAGGCAGUACCCCUUAGAAUGGGAAGAAUUUUAAGUUCCUUUCUUUUCAUAUAAGAGUCUAGAAAAGGGAAGGAGGCACCCUGGGUAAUAUAGCAUAGAGUCUGAACUAAAACCCAGGUCUCCUGCUCCACACACCUGUCUUUAGUCUAUUCCACCACUCUGGCUGCCUUACUGUACAUGUCUAGAGUAGUCCCAUUAGGAGUGGUGACAUCAUUUGGUUAAAGUUUUCCAAACUACCCUAUCCUAAAAUACGUGUGUCGAUAUCAGAGCUAAAAGUUCUCUCCAUCUGUUUUAGGAAGUAUGUACUUUUCUAGUUUGUGCAUAGAGGGUUUCUUGUCUCCUUGCAUGCAAUCAGGAAAAUCCCAUUGUAGGGGCAGGACCUUUUCCUCUGGCUCUUCCUCCAUACCAACAUUAAAAAAACCUAGGUUAGUCCACUUUUUACAACAUUCCUGCCACGUGAUCUAUUGCUUGAAAAUAUCCCUUGACAUGGAGGUCAUAUUCACAAUGCAGGUCAUAUGACUUGUGGGAUAGUGCUGCUCUUUAACAGGUUAAGUACCACAUUCUCAUUCUCUGUACACCUGGCCUCAAAUUAUGUUUCAUACUUCAUCUGUGUGGCAGCCUUUCAAAUAACUUAUUCACAGCUACUCAGCCCUCAAGUUUCCUAGAUAAGCAGCAUUAAUUUUGUCUUUUCCUUUUGAGACCGCACACAAAGUGGUCUUGAACCAAAACUCUCCUUUCUCAGCCUCCCAAAUACCUGGGACUAGGCUCUAGUCAAUCAUCUUUUUAAAGAUAAGAUUUCAUUUCCCACACUUGAGCUAUCUCCAAGCAGGCACUGUUUUUUUUUAGUGUCCCUUUUAGAGGCCCAUACAAAAUAAAACAGCACUUACAGCAUACACUUUACCCCUUCUUUUCCUGUACUUAACAGCUCUGGAUUACAUUGGGGUGGGGGGUAGCUGACAUGUGAAAAUGCUAAGUCUUCACAUGGUAUUUGGAAAAGUAGUUCAAGGUAGGUGUGAGACAUAAACAGUAAAUUUUGGGAGAAAUGGGUCUUAAGGAAAGGCAGGGGACUUACAGUCUAGCAAGAAGACGUAAAAAUGGGACUGGCUUAUUGUACUUCAUUUGGUGGACUUGAAAUGAUUCUAGAUGUUUAGUGGCUGGAGAAUCCUUGAAAGCUGGGUCAUAUUCCUCCCUGUUCUUAUUAAAAUAUAGCAGAAUUAGCACAGAAACUUCUAUGAGGCCUCAGCCAAUUUUUUCAUGAACUAAAAUGAGGCAUUCAGAUUGGCCAGAGAGAUAGGUAAUUGAAUAUAAAGAAGAGUCUCAGCAAAUUAUCCAUGCUUUCGUUUCGUCAAAGCGCCAAAGAGGCCACCAUAGCAGUAUGUCUUAAUCAUAUCAUGCCACCCGAGGAGAUAGGUACUCAGUAAAGCAUUACUGAACUAAAAGUGAACAAGGCCUACCACUUUGCCUUGGGCAGCAGCACCAAAUUAGAAUUUCCAAACAUGAUGUAUCUCAUUCCAUCAGCUGCAGUGUGUCACCCUACACUGGUUACUGCCUCUUAUAGCUCUCCUGUUCUUAGCCCCAAAGUGAGGAAGUAGCUAGGGAACACAAGAUUUUGUAAUGACAUCACUUUAGGUAUUUAGCAAGUUCCAUUGUAACUUUGUCUGUUUCUCCUUAGAUGAUGAGCUACUCCUUGGACAGAGGGCAUACUGGAGUGAGCCUCAUUAAAUGUCUGAUGAAUUAUG